AUGUUUCCCGUACUCCGGUCCUGUUUCACUCCCGUUAUCCGAGCGCCUCUUUUGGUGAGGACGUUUACAUACUCAGCGCCCGUGUUCAGGACAAACACGUCCACGAGAACAAAGGAAAAUGUCCAUGAUCUCGAGACAUUUUUCAAGCUUAUAGGUCGCAAUUGCAAUGAACAUUUGGACUCAUUUGAAGGCAAUUUGGAUAAGUUUUUAGCCACGAGUUCCAAAGAUAUGAAGGAGAUGGGCAUCGACGUGUCCACGAGAAAAUAUAUGCUUCGGUGGAAACACAAAUUUGUUAAUGAUUUGGAACCUUUGCGUGAACAUAAACGAGGAAAGAAGAAGAAUGGAGGAGAACGAAAGGCCCGCACAGUCAUAGCCAAGCGGAAAGCUUUGGAGCGGUUGGAGGCGAAGGAGCGCCAUGCCAGCGACGAGCUCGAGGCGGAAAGAAAGGGAGAACGGACGUUCUGA
Molecule: messenger RNA, 465 nt
Organism: Meyerozyma guilliermondii ATCC 6260
Lineage: Eukaryota; Fungi; Ascomycota; Pichiomycetes; Serinales; Debaryomycetaceae
Product: mitochondrial 37S ribosomal protein mS41
Exons: 1
Coding region: 1-465 (154 amino acids)
Cellular component (GO): mitochondrion
Source: RefSeq, a predicted model, not a curated record